AUGUUACUUCAUUUCAUUUGGAUGAUGAUGCUCACUUUUCAUACUGGAUCCUCUGAGGAUUUACUGAAACCACUUCAAGAUGUAAUGCUGGCUUUGGAAGGAGACAAUGUGACUCUCUCCUGCAAUUAUUCUGGAUCUGUAAACUACCUCUACUGGUAUCAACAGAAGUCCAGUUCGGCUCCACAUCUGCUCAUCAUGGAGUAUCAAGAGACAGUAGAAGGGUUUUCUUUGAAACAUGACGAACAAGCAAAAAUAUUUCAGCUACAGAUCUCCUCUGCUGCAGUGACAGACUCUGCUGUGUACUACUGUGCUCUGCAGCCCACCGUGGCCCGUGUUCAGGUGGCAUUUGCUAGUCCCCAUGGACCUUCUCUCCGGAUCCAGAGCCAUCUCGAGGCUUUCUCAGCUGCUUCAGUGAUGUUCUUGAUAGCUCUGCUCCUCGCUCCUCCUGUGAUGCCGAGCACACCGAGGGCUCUGUGGACUGACUCAGAGUUACUCAACACUGCAGAUAUGACGUCUCUGUUCAUCUCAGUGUUGCUGGCUGCUAUGUGCCUUGAAUGCAGAGCACAACAAGACAACGUGCUGCAGCCAAAAGGAGAUUUGACUGCUACUGAAGGACAGACAGUAACACUUGGAUGUCAAUAUAACACCAGUUCAACAAAUCAUUACCUCUUCUGGUACAAACAGGAUGGAAACAACAGACCUAAGUUCAUCCUGAGCCGCUUUAAAGUUGGUGAGGGGAAAACAGAGGACGAGUUUAAGGAAAGAUUUUCAUCUACGUUGGAUUCAACCUCAAGAUCAGUUCCUCUGAAUAUCCAGAAGCUGCAGCUGUCUGACUCUGCUGUGUACUACUGUGCUCUG
Scomber scombrus (Atlantic mackerel) is the source of this 858-nucleotide messenger RNA. RefSeq lists its product as uncharacterized. NCBI's taxonomy places the organism in Eukaryota, Metazoa, Chordata, Actinopteri, Scombriformes, Scombridae. The record is from RefSeq and is a predicted model, not a curated record. The annotation marks the transcript as partial. The transcript is spliced from 5 exons.